Molecule: messenger RNA, 1063 nt
Organism: Rhinichthys klamathensis goyatoka
Lineage: Eukaryota; Metazoa; Chordata; Actinopteri; Cypriniformes; Leuciscidae
Gene: ebag9
Product: estrogen receptor binding site associated antigen 9
Exons: 7
Coding region: 273-908 (211 amino acids)
Cellular component (GO): secretory granule
Source: RefSeq, a predicted model, not a curated record
ACCAGUUCCCUGUUGGUGUGACGUGGGGUGGUACAAUGAAGAGACGAUGGCUGCCUGCAUCAGAGUAAUAUGGAUGAGAUUGACCGUCUUGACAGCCGCUAUUCAUGAUGGUUCUGCUCUCCUAAACUCUUUCUUUGCCAAAACACACUAAUCUCCCUGUUCGUGCCAUCUGCACAGAUCAAGUGUUGUAUUUGCAUCAGACUGCUAGCCCCGUGCUAUGGUUCUACCUAUAUCAACUCUCUUUAAUUGACCUGACGGAUAUCACUCAUAACAUGGCCAUUACACAGUUUCGACUUUUUAAAAUAUGCACCUGCUUGGCAUAUAUCCUUUCAUUCUUGAAAAGACUGAUUUGCAGGACUGGAAGGUCACGCAAACUGAGUGGGGAUCAGAUCACCCUCCCGACCACAGUUGAUUAUUCUUCACCAAAGCAGCCGGAGAUUGAGGAGUGGAGCUCAUGGGAUGAGGAAGCUCCCACGAGUAUCAAAAUUGAAGGUGGUAACGGGAUAGUUCCACCUCCACAGAAUGAAGCUGAAGAGGAAGAGCCGGACUAUUUCAAAGACAUGACUCCCACUAUCAGGAAAACACAAAAAAUUGUCUUGAAGAAAAGGGAACCUCUGAAUUUCUCUAUGCCAGACAGCUCCUCGGGUUUCUCCAGCCGACUAGCCGCCACUCAGGACAUGUCCUUCAUCCAGCCCUCUGCAGAGCUGGGGGACAUGGACACCUGGCAGGGGAACACCAAUGCCUGGGAGGAUGAGGCAGAGGCAUCCUGGGAUGCAGAAGAAGUGCUAAGGCAGCAGAAGUUGGCUGAGAGAGAGAGACGGUCCAUGGAGCAACAGAGGAAGAAAAUUGAGAAAGAGGCACAGAGAAUGAUGAAAAAAGAGCAGAAGAUCGCUGUCAAACUUUCAUAACAUUAAUACAGCGCACUGGACACUCAAAACAACAGCCAAACAACUGUUCAUAUUGCAUUUGACCUUGUUUUAUCCUGCCCUCUACACUGCUGUCUUCAACACUUUGGGAUAUUUUUUUUAGUCCAUCAGCCGUCUUGGGAGAUUUUUUUUUUUGU